Molecule: messenger RNA, 3037 nt
Organism: Symsagittifera roscoffensis
Lineage: Eukaryota; Metazoa; Xenacoelomorpha; Acoela; Convolutidae
Exons: 17
Coding region: 323-2854 (843 amino acids)
Biological process (GO): regulation of cytokinesis; endocytic recycling
Cellular component (GO): recycling endosome membrane; midbody; cleavage furrow
Source: RefSeq, a predicted model, not a curated record
UAUAAAACUGAAUGCACAUUAAAUAUAGCAUAUAUAAAGAGUACCAAACGUUUAUUUCUCAAGCUAAGUACACAUUUGGUACAAUAUACCAACCGAUUAUUUGAUUGUAGUUGAACAUGUUUCAGCUUAUUUUAUGGUUGGAAUGUAGUACUAAAACCGUUCGCUUGAUCAAACAUUAUUGUUAUAGUCACUUAAUCAAGGUUGAUUUGUAAGUUUGCUACUGACAUAACAGUAACCGGAUCCAACUUUCGAAGACUUGAGCAUUUACGAGCGACCUGCUUUAUCUGGUUUGUUAGCUGGGUCCAGUGCUAGUAGUGGUGACAUGGUUUCUGGACUGGCCUAUGAUUCUAAUAAAUCUCAAAGACCGCCGAACUCAGCCGACGAACCUGAUCUAUUCCUGAGACCUUAUGCACAGGACGACUUGAUUUCAUUGCGCAGUGAGGACGAAAUGGCGGGUGUCAUGAAUGGGGGGAUGGGAGGGGACGGGGUAGGGGGUGGGGGUGAGAACGAUCUGUUACGCCCCAUCUUCGACGCCAUAGACACUGAAGGGAGGGACUUCAUCACCCUGGACAAGUUCUUCGAGGAGAUGGAUAGAUAUUCCAACACGCCAAUGAGUGCCAACAAAAAAGAAAGACUUCAGAAGACUCUGGACCCCGACAACCAGGGCAUAGUCACCUACCCAAAUUUCGUCACUGGAGUCCUCAUGUUCAGACUAGAAGAAAAUAAUGACGCCAUGUCAGCGGAGGAGGCUGGGUAUGAACAACUUGUGAAUGAGUGGACAACAGUCGAUCAAAAUUCAGACGAAUUAUCCAAUGCUGCAACUAACUGGUCCACACAUGGGGAUCUGGAAUCGCCAGAGGAUCUGCUGGGAACUGAGUUCGAGAACACCCUUACCGCCAAAAACUCCCAACAGUCAGGGGGACCAUUCAAGGGAAUCAAAAAGAGCCACUCCAUCAAUGACAGGUUCAAAGGACAAGAUCUUCCCUAUUCCGCCCACAAUGGUCAUCAACCCAGAAGAGCAGUGACCCCCGGCGGGGCCAUCGGAGGGGGAGGGGGAGGGGAGAGGGGGGAUCGAAGUCAAAGUAGGACACUGCAGAGUGACCCCCUGUUUGACCCGGAAGAAGAAGUCUACUCCACCUAUUCAGACUUGGACAACAACGACGACGCUCUGUCAACUAGCAGUGCCAACAACCCACACUAUACUAACACAUCCUAUCGCUUCAACGAUGAUUAUGAUGACGGAAUGAACUAUUAUACCAUUCCGCGGAUUACAAGAGGCAGUCGAGGCGUGGACCUUGAGCAUGAGUUGAACUCUUUCAACCCCAUGCGGCUAAACGGUCACAAGGGCGCCGGAGUUCAUCCUCAUGACGUCAUGGACUGUCCCGGUCCCUCUAACCUUUUGUCCUCUAGAAGCAUGAGCGAAGCAGACAGACGAAAGAGAGAAAUAACUGCGCCUCAUCCGCUCAGUCUGCCAAACGCGCUUUCGACUAGACGAACGUCGGUUCCUUUCAAUGUGCCUAGACCUUCUGCACGUUCUAGAUUCGAUUCCCCGUCAUCUCGCGAAUACGGACACAGACGCGCCAAUUCUAAUAUGUCAAAUAUUUCCAGAUCUCCUCGGCCCCGAAGUCCCGGCGGAAACUCGGCUGUGGACGACGCCUGUUCUCACUUGUCCGAGUCAGAUGCAUGCAUGCUAGAUCACAAGAUCCGAUCUCUGCAGCAGCAGUUGGAGAAUUAUGUCUCAGGCAGGGCGGAGAGCGAGGCAGUCCAACUCAAGCUGCGAGAGGACAAAAACAACUUCCAAAAUAGAUCCCUGAUGCUUGAAGAGCAGUUGUCGGAGGUGAAGCGGAGCCACGAGGAUGAAGUGCGACACCUGAAGAUGAGUCAUCGCGAGGAGCGACAGGCUCUCGAGAGGGACAGCCGUGAGAAGGUGGAACAACUUAGAGAACAGAUGCGUGAGUUGGAGCAUAGCAGUCAAGAGAACAAGGCACAAGUACCGAGGCUGACUGGCCAGCUGGAACUACUCAAAGAGGACAAGCAGAAGUUGGAGGACAAGGUGGACGCCAGAGAUCAUAGCAUCAGCCAGCUGGAGGUCAAGUUAGCCAGACUAGAAGAGGAAAAGGAGCGGAUAGAGGAGGCACUACAUGCUAAACUCACUAAUCUACAACAGGAGCACAGACAGCUGCAACAGGAAUACGAAGCCAAAAUCCUGAGUAGAUCUCCGAGUAGACAGGGGAACUUCACUGUGAAAGCGGGGGGCAGCUUCACUCACGAUCAGGAGGGGGGAGACCAGGACGCCAAAGUUACAGAAAUGAUACACAAGUGCAAUCUACUACGAAAUGAAAAUUCCAAGCUAAUUGAGAAGAUCCACGAACUGGAGUCCAGUUACCGAUACCUCGAGUCUCGCAAGACCCUCUGCGACAACUGCCGACUACCUCUUUCUGGCCGAGCGUCAGUAGAUGCUGCUGUCCUGAGCGACCAGAGCAAGCACCGCGACACCACCGGCGGAUCCCUCGAAUCUCUGGAAGAUGUCUUACCCCUGGAUCCCGAGUCUAGUAACUCCCCUCUGCCGACGUGCACUCGAACUCCACCCCCGCACUCCACGGCACAUCAGCCGACGACUAGUCAGGGGGCACCUAGGUCUCUUGCUGCUGAGUUAGCCCAAGUGAUGAACAGACCGAGAGAGAUUGAUUUGAGUAAAGUUGUGAAAGAUGCACUUGAGCAGAACAAGUCAUACGAAACGAUAUGCUUUGAGCUGAAGCAGCAAGAACAAAUAAACGAUGACCUCCAGAACUACCUCAGCCGUCUAUUGCUGCUAAUAAUGGAGUCCAACCCAGAAAUUCUGGAAGUCAAAUGAAGAAUCCGGAAUAAAAUCGAGCGCAGCUUUAAAUCCAUUUAUUUCCCUUUUUGAAACAUAUCCAGUUGAAUGUAUCCAAACCAUAAGUUGAAUUAUUCUACUGCUUAGCUUAAAAUGAACAUAUCUCUAUUUAGACCCUUGUUUUAGUUGACUUGACGGGUCAAAUUUAUAUAAAAUAUAUUU